Molecule: messenger RNA, 1056 nt
Organism: Pipra filicauda (Wire-tailed manakin)
Lineage: Eukaryota; Metazoa; Chordata; Aves; Passeriformes; Pipridae
Product: ras-related protein Rab-17
Exons: 6
Coding region: 11-691 (226 amino acids)
Molecular function (GO): GTPase activity; GTP binding
Source: RefSeq, a predicted model, not a curated record
UUCCCAGGGUAUGGCCAAAACUCUGCAGCAGCUUUCUCGGAGUCAGGCCAUGGCACAGGAAACAAUGCCAGGCGCCUCCCUGGAGGGGAGUCAUCCCACCUACACGUACAAGGUGGUUCUGCUGGGCAGCAUGUCGGUGGGGAAGUCAAGCCUGGCCUACCGAUACGUGAAAAAUGACUUCAGGGAGUUCCUGCCAACCGUGGGCUGCUCCUUCUUCACACGCACACACAACCUGGAGGCAGCCACCGUCAAGUUUGAGAUCUGGGACACGGCAGGCCAGGAGAAGUACCAAAGUGUCUGCCACCUCUACUACCGGAAUGCCCACGCUGCUCUCCUUGUUUAUGACAUUGCUAAGAAGGAAACACUCAAGAAAGCAAAGCUGUGGGUGGAGGAGCUGGAGAAGAAAUUCCUCCCUGAUGAAAUUGUCAUUGCUUUGGUGGGCAACAAAACAGACCUUGCUGCUGAGCGAGAGGUCACCACUGAGGAGGGGGCAGAGUUUGCACGGAUAAAAGGCCUCCUGUUCAUGGAGACAUCUGCAAAAUCCAACCAUCAAGUAAAUGAUAUCUUCAUGGCCAUAGUCCAAGAGCUCCUGCGUCGGGAAAAAGAGAAGGCAUCUGCCCCAUCCCCACACAAGAGAUCAACAAUUGACCUGAAGGAGGGCACGCCAGAGAGGAGGUGCUGCUGGCUCUGAGGACAUGCAACUCUGGACCUCAGCCAUGACUGGAUGAAGUCUCCACGAGGAGCAGUGGGGACUCAGAAGUGCAGAAGCAGCUCAGCCUGACCACCCUCCCCCUUAAAGCGAGUUCAGAGCCCACCCCGGGUGCACAGGGCCUCUUCAACCCUCUAGCACUGUCUUCACCCGAGAGCUAAAGCACAGGGUUUUCUUCCACCAAGCUUCCACUUCCAGAGAAGAGCACAACCUGCUAGCAACACUACCACCAACCCUGACUGGUGACAUCCCCCCACCCCAGCUGCACAUCACCUCCUCCAUCUCCCUUUCCAUCUGAAAAGGGAGGGUUUAGCUUUCCAGAGCAAAGCAGGUGCAUUCUGGGGACU